UUAUACUACAAAAACAUGAAACAUUUAUAUUAUAAAAAAAAUUAAAACUUUAAUGGAAAUAAUUAAAAUUAUAAUUUUUAUCUUAAUUUCUAUAAAAAUUUAAAAGUAUGAAGAAAAUAGGUAUCUAAAAGUAUAGGAGCUUAGAGUCUAUAUAUGAACAUCUUUCUUUUUCUUCUAGGAAAAUGUUAAAUUCAUUGGAGAUGCCGCAGUGUCAACGAAUUGUGCCCCUUUCUGCCUUGUAAUCUCAAAGAUUAGGCUAAAGUUCAUCUGUUAACCAAGAGGAAGAGGGCGGCCGAGGGAGGGAAGAAAGCUUCAAAUUAGACCAAUCUCUCUCUUCUGGAAAUGAAGGCACUAGGUUUGUGGCUGAUGCUGGUGGGUUCACUUCGGCUAGCCUCAGUUUGGUUCGGUUUCUUCAACAUACGGUCUCUCCGUCGUGGUGUCUACUCCAAAUCCCAAGUGACCGAAGUCCAUGGAAGGACAUUUGGCAUCUGGACUCUGCUCACUUGCACGUUGUGCUAUCUCUGUGCAUUUAACCUUGAAAACAAGACCCUCUACUUAGUUACCUUUCUGUCAUUCGUGUAUGCCUUUUUCCAUUUCUUGACUGAAUACCUGAUAUAUGGUACAACGACCGUCAGGAAUCUCUCAGCUGUUUGCUUCUUUGCAGGCACAUCAAUAAUAUGGAUGCUGUUGCAGUGGAAUUCACAUCAACCUCAAGGAACCUUGAAAGCAGAAUGAAAUCUGACAUCUUCCUCAUUUUUUUUUGCCUUUGGCUACUGUAAACGAAAUUGAACUAUUUCUAGAGUACUUCAGCUUCUAGCUAUCCAUGUAUGCUUUGUUCCAACCUAGACCAGGGUAUGCAGUUCUCUUAAGAGAUGACAGAUACUCUGGGUCUCUUUCAUCUGCCAAAGAGGGAAGGCAGUUACUCCUGAUAAACAUACAGAUUCACCUAAGCUUUCUUUUUUGUUGUCCGGACAUGCCUGUGUUAUGUCAUUCUGUUGAGCAAUUAAAACGGGAUUGAAUGAGGUAGCAUCUCCUGUCAACAGUUUAAGCACCUUUUUUACAUGAUACGACAAGAAUAAAGGGGCUUUUUUUUUUCGUAUACUUGUUUAAAACAGAAGGAUGCUUCAAUUUAAGAAUGAUCGGGACUUUCCAUAGUGGAUAGAUUU
Molecule: messenger RNA, 1166 nt
Organism: Theobroma umbraticum
Lineage: Eukaryota; Viridiplantae; Streptophyta; Magnoliopsida; Malvales; Malvaceae
Product: ergosterol biosynthetic protein 28-like
Cellular component (GO): endoplasmic reticulum; membrane
Molecular function (GO): protein-macromolecule adaptor activity
Source: RefSeq, a predicted model, not a curated record